GGCGGGGCCAGAGCGGCUCUAUCGCUUUCCUCUCCUAUUUCCGGUUCCGGCCGGAAGUCGAGGGGGAGCGGAGCGGCUUCCGGCGGGUCUCGCGCGGGCAGAAGCGAUGGCGGCGCUGCUCGGGGGGGCGCGGGGCGCGCUGGCCGCCGUGGGGCGGCGCUGGGCGGCGGCGCGAGCGCUGUCGGCCGAGGCCAAAGCGAAGGCGUCGUUCGUCCGCGACAAACCGCACGUCAACGUGGGAACCAUCGGACACGUCGACCACGGCAAAACCACCCUCACGGCCGCCAUCACCAAGAUCCUGGCGGAGUCGGGCUCGGCGCGGUUCCGCCCUUACGAGGACAUCGAUUCGGCGCCGGAGGAGCGAGCGCGCGGCAUCACCAUCAACGCGGCUCACGUCGAGUACGAGACGCCGGCGCGGCACUACGCCCACACCGACUGCCCCGGCCACGCCGACUACGUCAAGAACAUGAUCACGGGCACCGCCCCCCUGGACGGCGCCAUCUUGGUGGUGGCGGCCACCGACGGUCAAAUGCCCCAAACGAGAGAGCACCUCCUGCUGGCGAAGCAGGUGGGGGUGGAGCACGUGGUGGUUUACGUGAACAAAGCGGACGCGGUGGCGGACGCGGAGCUGCUCGACCUCGUGGAGUUGGAGGCGCGGGAGCUGCUGCGCGAGUUCGGCUUCGACGGCGACAACACCCCCGUGAUCCGCGGCUCCGCCCUCUGCGCCCUCCAGGGCCGCGACCCCGCGCUGGGGCUGCAGUCGGUGUUGCAGCUCCUCGACGCCAUCGACCGCCACAUCCCGGUGCCCGCGCGGGACCUGCAGCGCCCCUUCCUGCUGCCCAUCGAGGCCGUGCACUCCAUCCCGGGCCGCGGGACGGUGGUGACGGGGACGUUGGAGCGCGGAACUCUGCGCAAAGGCGACGAAGUGGAGAUCCUCAACUACAACCGAAACCUCCGCAGCGUCGUCACCGGCAUCGAGAUGUUCCACAAGAGCCUGGAGCGCGCCGAGGCGGGGGACGCGCUGGGGGCGCUGCUGCGGGGGCUGCGGCGCGAGGAGCUGCGCCGGGGGUUGGUGAUGGGGCAGCCCGGCAGCCUCCGGGCCUACAGCCGCCUCCAGGCGCAGGUGUACAUUCUGACCCCCGGCGAGGGCGGCCGCCAUCGGCCCUUUGUGUCGAACUUCAGCCCCGUUCUGUUCUCCCAAAGUUGGGACAUCGCCUGUCGGAUCCUCCUGCCCCACGGCAAGGACCUGGUGAUGCCGGGGGAGGACGCGGCGCUGACGCUGCUGCUGCGGCAGCCGAUGGUGGUGGAGCCGGGACAGCGCUUCACUCUGCGCGACGGUUCGCGCACCAUCGGCACCGGCGUCGUCACCCGCGGCCUCAGCGCCGAACCCGGCGACCAGGACGUCAACUGGGGCUGAGGCCGCGAUGGCGGCGAUGGCG
This is a messenger RNA of Cuculus canorus (common cuckoo), 1439 nucleotides long. RefSeq names its product Tu translation elongation factor, mitochondrial (gene TUFM). Gene Ontology annotation, biological process: mitochondrial translational elongation. The transcript is spliced from 10 exons. Bases 107 to 1417 code for a protein of 436 amino acids. The record is from RefSeq and is a predicted model, not a curated record. Lineage: Eukaryota; Metazoa; Chordata; Aves; Cuculiformes; Cuculidae. Gene Ontology annotation, molecular function: GTP binding; GTPase activity; translation elongation factor activity. Gene Ontology annotation, cellular component: mitochondrion.